AUGUCCUACGGCCUCGACACUGACUCCUUCGCCGUCGUUGUUGCUCAUGCGACCUUCGCCUUCGAAGCCAAAACGAAAAUGUGCAAGACAUGCGAGGAGGAGUUGCGAGGCGCUGCGCUGGGGUUGGCGGCGCUGGUGGAAGACGACGAACAGACUCGGACAGACGAGAAGCUAGGUGCGAAAGGGGCGUUGAGUCGGGCUGAUUCCCUGCUCUCUCGUAGGACUUCACCAGAACAAGAAACGCAGAGCAAAGACACGCAGGAAGGACAUGACCCCCUCGUCGCCAUACCCACCACACCACCAAGCACAAAACUCAUGCUCACUCACUCGCUCAACACCACACUAACACAAAGCACCGUGAGAGAAGAGGACGAAAAGCAAGAGACCGACCCACCACUUUUUCCCCUCCCCAACACCUCCCUCGACACCAGGUUCUCUAAGGAACAGACGCCAACUACGAAGUACGCUAUCGACUUCCUAGCCCUACCUGCGAGUGGUAAGACUUCAAAGAGGAACAGCGGAGAAAUCAUGAGACCCGCGAUGUGCGCCCCUGCAGAUACCAAGACCACGAAGGCGGGGAGUGAGGCAGGGAGUAAGCGCAACAGCAGAGAGGUCAUGACAGGGACAGAGUCCACUCUCUUCUCUCUUCUCUCUCCACGCGUCGAAUUCAUCGAUGAAGUGGAAGUUGCGUGAUAGGUGAAGUGAGUCGCGUUUGGAGUGGGCGGCUUUCAGCUGGCGAAGGUCAACGGAUCGUACUUGAUUGGCUGAUGUCUCGAGGAAUAAGAUGUAGGUAGGAUAGGUCUCG
Molecule: messenger RNA, 805 nt
Organism: Macroventuria anomochaeta
Lineage: Eukaryota; Fungi; Ascomycota; Dothideomycetes; Pleosporales; Didymellaceae
Exons: 2
Coding region: 1-693 (230 amino acids)
Source: RefSeq, a predicted model, not a curated record